This is a messenger RNA of Epinephelus moara (kelp grouper), 911 nucleotides long. RefSeq names its product E3 ubiquitin-protein ligase TRIM21-like. The transcript has a single exon. NCBI's taxonomy places the organism in Eukaryota, Metazoa, Chordata, Actinopteri, Perciformes, Serranidae. Gene Ontology annotation, molecular function: protein binding. The coding region runs from base 1 to 675 and encodes 224 amino acids. The record is from RefSeq and is a predicted model, not a curated record.
AUGAAAAGAGCUGUGAGUCAGCUGGAGGAGACGCUCAGUAAACAGAUGAAGAAGCUGUUUGAGGUCGAGCUGCUGAAGAGGGUCCAGCAGUCUGCAGUGGAUGUGACACUGACACUCGAUCCUGAUACAGCACAUCCCUAUCUCAUCCUGUCUGAUGAUGGAAAACAAGUUAAACUGGGUGAUGUAAAGAAGAAUCUCCCAAAGAAUCCAGAGAGAUUUGAUUAUUGUGUUAAUGUCUUAGCAAAGCAGAGUUUCUCUUCAGGAAGAUUUUAUUAUGAGGUUCAGGUUAAAGGGAAGCCUGAGUGGGAUUUAGGAGUGGCCAGAGAGUCGAUCAACAGGAAGGGACAGAUCACAGCAACUCCUAAAAAUGGUCAAUGGACGAUAUGUUUGAGGAAUGAAAAUGAGUACUAUGCUCUUGCUGACACUUCAGUCCGUCUCUCUCUGAAGUCUCGGCCUGAGAAGGUGGGGGUGUUUGUGGAUUAUGAGGAGGGUCUGGUCUCCUUUUAUGAUGUUGAUGCUGCAGCUCUUAUCUACUCCUUUACUGGCUGCUCCGUCACUGAGAAACUCUACCCACUCUUCAGUCCCUGUCUUAAUGAUGGUGGUAAAAACUCUGCCCCUCUGAUCAUCUCUCCUGUCAAUCAAGCACGUAGGAGCAGUUUGACCAGAGAUAUUUAAUUUUAACUAAAACUAAUAGCGUCAGUCACACAAAGUAGAACAACCAUCUGAUUUUCUACAGAAAGAUUCACUCUCAUUUAAUGUAAUAAAUGUAUAUUAUUGGUGAUGUACUGUGAAUACAUUGUUGACUUUUUAGAUUCUGAUUAAUGUGGUUUUUCCUCUUUUUCUGUAAAUGGUUUCUUUGAUGUGUCACGUUGCUACUUACUACUACAACACAAAGAUUUAAUCCCACUGCU